Molecule: messenger RNA, 854 nt
Organism: Saccoglossus kowalevskii
Lineage: Eukaryota; Metazoa; Hemichordata; Enteropneusta; Harrimaniidae
Product: protein misato homolog 1-like
Biological process (GO): mitochondrion organization
Cellular component (GO): cytoplasm; mitochondrion
Source: RefSeq, a predicted model, not a curated record
UGAGAAUGUAUUUAACAACAGUCUUCUCUAGAACUUUCAAUGCUGGUGUAUGUAUUGAACAACCCUGUAAAACUGUAGCGCCAUUUCCACUUUUAUUUAAUUCGAAAGUUACUACAAAGGGCCAAAUAGAUACUAGAGAUAGAGAACCAGCAACAGUUGUUGAAAGCAUACCAGUGAUGACAUCAAUGCAGUCAUCAUCCUGCCUUGGAGACUUACUUAGAACUUUACACAAAGAAGGUAGCAAACUUGACAUGAAGAAGUUCCAUCACUAUUUAGAUAGCGGUCUAGAACUAGAUGACUAUAAAGAAUCAUUAGAUAAGUUAAAAGAACUUGCAGAGUGUUAUGAUAUUGCUUAAAUCAUCAAUAAUAUCAUUGUGUAAUCUUUGCCUUUGGUGUAAAAUUAAAAGUUCAUUGGCUAUAUCUCUUGCAUAUUUUAAGCUGCCAUCCAGGAUAUCUGUCAAUGCUGCGUUCCUGUGACAUCAUUAUCAUUCAAAAUGACAGCUGGUUUGGUUGUGUAGUCACCAUGUCAACAUUAAGAAUCAAUUUGUUAUUGACAGAUGACUUUAGAUCAACGCAGUAAGAAUGAUAUGAACAGAAUUGUUUUAUCCAUUUACAUCAAGAAAAAGUUUUUGUCAGUAGAGGAAAGAAGUAUUGUUAUGAGGUGACAAUUGUCAUAAAUAGAAGCAACUGUAUAACCAGCUCAAUUGUUUAUUGGUCACUACCAAUAUGUGGUGCACCUCACUAAGGCUGGGCUGGUUUGUGUGGAGCAAAGAAAGAACAUUUUGUUCAUCAAUAUUGCUAUUAAACGAUAAAAAAAUUGUAUUUCUAAGGAUGCAAUAAAAAUGUUAUUGCUA